GUGUGGGAAAAAGUGUUGGACCACAGUCAGUCUGUAACGGUCAUUCGACGGUGUCGGAACGUAUCGGAACGCGUUGGUUCGAAACAGAGUGCAGUUAACGGAUUUCUUUUCCUCUUCUCUUUUCUUCUACAUCUAAAGUCCUGUAUCCUUCCGUAUCCUAUCACUCGUCUAGUGUUUUUCCAUGCUUCAACAACGGACACCCUUUUCAUGUGUGUAUGUGUUUUUUUUCUAAAUGGAAAAGAGUGUAGUUAACUAAAUUAAUUUUCUAAUCUACGGGAAAAAGUGAAAAGCUAACACGAAACAUAAAACCAAACCAUCAGCUUCGCAAAGGAAAACGGUUACCAGAUCGGUUUCCGGGAUUUGGACCGGUUUCCGAUAAGCGAAACUAACUCCCGUCACGGAUAAAAAAAGGGCGAAGAAAUACGGCAACAAACCAAAAAGGAACACAAUUUGGUACAACUAACACCGACGCCAACGUGUCUCCUGCAAGCAAGUGUACCGGAAAUAGCCGGAGCCAACGUUUGUGAUUUUCUUUUUGCAGACGCGUGGUCCGGACGACCUAAGACACACCGGCAAAAUGAACAAAUUCUAUUCGAUUUUUAUGCAAAUUUGUGUGAUCGCCGCAUCGAUGCAGACUGGACUUAGCAUCAAAUGCUACAACUGUGACUCAACCAGCAACGAGGAGUGUAUGGAUCUGAAGCGAAACUCUGCUAUCGUCGCUGAGACGUGUACGCCGAGUAAAAUGGCUGCCACGACCGGGAACUGGUUGGCAGAUUUGACACGCAUCGAGUACUUUGGCGGUACGGAAAUUACGGUACCGAUGGUGUGCCAGAAAAUUGUUGCUUCUAAUGAAAAUGGCGAUACGAUGACGUACCGUGGCUGUCAACUGGAUGGCGGUAAAACCGAUCCCUGCCAGAUCGCGUACGGCAAGGCGAAGCUACAGCGUGGCGUCAAGAUCGAGUCCUGUUCCAUCUGCAAGGAUGACGCCUGUAACGGAGGUCCACCCCGGUUGGGAGGACGUCCAGCAGUUUGGCUUCUGGUCGGAAGCGUUCUUGCACUGUUCUUCGGAUACCCGUCCCGACGACUGUUUCUGUAAAACGUACUCUUCAGCAAAAAAAAAAUUCAACACCGACACACCGUGCGUGUUGCAUAGAACAACGUAUCGGGCGUAGAUUUGUCACCUACAGCUAAUCUGUACAUAACAAUUGAUUGAUUGAUAAAAAUCAACCGGCAUUUAUGCACACGUGGAAUCUGCUAACUCUCAAUGCAAACUUCGUCAACGUGACGACUGACGAGACAUCACAACUCUUUACGACUCACAGAAAUCUUGCGUACGAAGUGAAACGUUUAUCGUCUAAAUAAUCUAUAACAAUACCGAAGCAACUAAAAAUAGGUUCCCCUCAUCCCACAGCUUUAACCGGCCAACCAAAAUUAAUAGCUCUCCUGCAAUCAUCCUAUGCCUUAAGCUAUUUCUGACUCACAACAAUUCUGCGGCUCCACAUUGUGGCGGACGGGGUAAUGGUAGACGGUGGCGCAAAAAUCGCUUAUUAUGAUAACGGACCUGAGUCACGGGUGUGUUUGCAGUGUAUUAUGAUCGAUUUUGGGUUUUGUGUUUCUUCUUUUCGGAAGACAACGCUAGUGAUUGAGUAGAUAAAAUCAACGAACAACGCAGCUACCGGCAAAGCAAUGGAUAGAUGAUAAAACAAAACAAAAAUAAGAAAAAAACACGAUAGCAUGAAAUUAAAUUGAAUAGCACAAGGCAAAAAAAAGUCUAACAGGCACUUAGUUUUAGUGAUAAGAACUAUAGAAACACACACACCUUUGUCGAUAGGGAAAUAAGAAACUAAGCUAAGCAACGAUCUAAAUGCCGAUAGAGAUUAAUUUAAAGCUACAUUACUGUUAACGAAGAACAUGAACACUUUCUAAUGAAGAGAAACUAGCUAUUGGAAUACAGCCCCAAGAUCAAAUUCACGCAUAUGCCUUCAUUCGAUUAAAAAAAAAAAACAAAUAAAAACGCAAAAACUUGCUGGGAAGCAUAAGUUAAGAUUGUCAUACAUUUGAAUAACUAUAAGUAACUACUCAAAUCAAAAUAGAUAAAUCACUCAUCUGCACCACCGCGUAGAAGGAUGCUACAAAGCGACGGUUGGUGAUCGUACAGUUGUAGAAGGAACGAACAGGAACUUUGUAGCAAAUAAAUGUGCUUCUAAAGCAUGUCGCUUUCUGCACGAUGAAAAGGCAUCUUCUUUCGUUGGCACUAACCACCGUUUUUGGGGAACUCUUACAGUUCUGGAUCAACACUUUGAAUCAAUCUCUUAGAAAUAAUGUAACGUACCACCAUAAGGACGCGUCGUGGAUGAGAAAAGAAUUUAAAACCAUCUGCAGACAUUCGCUGCAUUUUUUUGUUUGUUGUUUGGCACAAUAAAUAUUAAAUAGACAUUAGAGUAAGUAAGAGCCUCUGUAGAACGAAGGAGGUGUGGUAGUGUUUAACUGUCGUUAUUCACCAAACAGUGGUAAAGCACGAUAAUGAUACUUGAAUAGUAGUAGUAACCGUUGCGUACUAAUGGUGUGUAACGGUCUCACCAACACACCACACGAUAAGUGUCAUCUCUUUGUAACAGCAAGCAAGUCGAAAAAAUGAAUCAUAAACGAAUUUAGUUAAUAAUGUAACGAUCAGCUUGGUAUAAUGAUCAUACUUUUUACAUUUCGAUUAGUGAUGUUUUGCUUAUCGAAAAUAAAGGUAUUAUUUUCAAAAUUAAAAUUCCUCAAACAUCCAAUGCACAAACAUCGUUAGUGUACAUAAACGUGUUUUUAUCAAACUUUGUUAAACCAUCCAUGUUGUUGGCGUAUAAAUAUGUGCCCUCUUUUUUAACUAAAACUUAUAAAUACUCAACCGGCCGUAGAUCUAAUCCGAUUGGAAAGUAGUUUUUUUUCUAUUGUAAUCAAAAUUUAGACGCUAUCAAACAACACGCAAUACUAGAGAGCAUCAGCAAAUAAAGUUAGCAACACCCAGUAACGCAAAAAAGAAAAGGGGAUGAAGCAGAACGAAAACUCAAACCAACAUCACACAACAAAUGAUUGAAUGGAAAAUAAAUGACACAACCAAUAAUAUGGAAAAAA
This is a messenger RNA of Anopheles funestus (African malaria mosquito), 3117 nucleotides long. RefSeq lists its product as uncharacterized. Lineage: Eukaryota; Metazoa; Arthropoda; Insecta; Diptera; Culicidae. The coding region runs from base 578 to 1096 and encodes 172 amino acids. Gene Ontology annotation, biological process: positive regulation of voltage-gated potassium channel activity; sleep; regulation of synaptic transmission, cholinergic. The transcript has 5 exons. The record is from RefSeq and is a predicted model, not a curated record.